CGAGAUCUCUCAGCAUUCGCCCUCAAGAGAAACAGUUUGUCUGAGGAUUUUCCAAGAUGCCGCCAAAGAAAGUAGCUGUGCCGAAAGCGGUAGCAACCCGUCUGCCACCUCUGCCAAAGCUUCGUGUCAAGAGGCCGAAUCAGAACAAUAACAACCCUUGCUUGGGAAUCAUGACUUCUGUUCUCACUUGCUGGGCUUCUUCGGGGUACAGCGUGGCGGGCUGCAGCGCUUUAGAGACAUCACUGCGCGUAUGCAUGGACACACCGAGAUCGAAGGAUUUGAAGAAGAACACCAUCAACUACCAUUUGUCGAGAAUGUACCCCCAGAUUGUCGGACCGAGGAAGAGGAAGUGAAGGGAGCGCAGGACGCGGCGGAAGAUGUGAAGCUACUGUAUAUCAGGAUGAGGAGAGCCGGAGGAGUGCAAGCACGAUUUCGAAAGAGCCUACGGAGGGAAAUACUUGUAUAUUGGGAGCCACUGUUGUAGGAUACGGCAUGAGUGCAUUGGCGGCGUAUUGGGAUUUGGGAAGACUGUAUAUGUAUACCAGAGCAAAUGGAGGAA
This is a messenger RNA of Pseudogymnoascus verrucosus, 559 nucleotides long. RefSeq lists its product as uncharacterized. Gene Ontology annotation, biological process: mitochondrial translation. The coding region runs from base 57 to 353 and encodes 98 amino acids. The transcript has 3 exons. NCBI's taxonomy places the organism in Eukaryota, Fungi, Ascomycota, Leotiomycetes, Thelebolales, Thelebolaceae. The record is from RefSeq and is a predicted model, not a curated record. Gene Ontology annotation, cellular component: mitochondrial small ribosomal subunit. Gene Ontology annotation, molecular function: structural constituent of ribosome.